GGGGGAGGUAAGGGGCGGACCCACGAGCAGAGGGAGGCUCGAAGGGAGGAAACAAGUGGUGGUGAUUUUUGUCUCCGAAAAGUGUAGGAUAAUGAAGCACACACAGUGAUGGAUUUUCUGGCCGAGAACAAUGUGUGCGGGCAGACCCUGCUCCGGCUCGUGGCAAGGGCAAAUUCCAUUAUUGCAGAGUUGAUGCGUUUAUCUGACUAUGUUCCUCAAGUAUUCAGAUUAGAGACUAAAGUCGAGCAACAGAAAUAUGGAGACAUUGUUUUGGAUUUCACAUAUUUCAAAGCCCCUGAAGGUUUCAAUAAGAAGAUCGAAGAUACACCCGUGUUAGCUGACAUAGAUGAUGAAAUCCGUGAGAAUCACAGCUCCAUUAUUGAGAGAAUAUAUGCGGCAUUUGAGAGUAUUCAUCGGUAUGUCACAGACCUUAACAGCUUUUUACAAGACCUUAAUGAAGGGACAUACAUACAGAGAACUCUGGAGAAUGUUUUCACUAAUGAAGACGGAAAACAGCUUAUGUGCGAAGCUCUACACCUCUAUGGAGUUAUGCUGUUGGUGGUCGACUCGCUUUUUCCGGGUGUAGUUCGAGAAAGGAUCAUCGUUGCCUAUCAUCGCUAUGCCGGGCAGAAAGCCUCUAGUGAUACCAACAUUGAUGAUGUGUGCAAGUUGCUUAGGUCUACAGGAUUUUCAACUUUGCCAGGUAGCAGGAGACCAAAUAAUUAUCCUGAGGAUUAUUUUAGGAGAGUCGAGAUACCAGCAACUUACCUGAGUUUAGUCUUGGGUCAUUUAAGAUCAGAUGAUAUUUAUCACCAGGUCCAGGCCUAUCCAUCCCCAGAGCAUCGCUCAGCAGCACUUGCAAACCAGUCUUCCAUGCUCUAUGUCUGCCUUUUCUUUACUCCAGCAACUCUCUACUCCCAGACUGCUAAAAUGAGGGAGAUAGUUGAUAGAUUUUUCCCUGAUAAUUGGGUCCUCAGCUACUACAUGGGUAUGACUGCAAACUUGAUUGAUUCCUGGGAACCCUAUAAAGCAGCUAAGCAAGCACUGAAUAAUACUCUAGAGGUUUCAAAUAUCAAAGAACAGGCUUCCAAAGUAGGUACAAAAAUCGGGAAACUCACAAAGCAAACGGACCAGCUACUCUCUGAAGGUGCCAUGAGUGAAGCAAGAGUUCUGGAUCAUAACAAUAGGAUCCUCAAUCUUCUGAGGGAAUGUAAUGUGACACUAAGAUGGGCAGUGCUGCACGCUGCAACAUUGGCAAAGGCAGGCGGUGAAGGGAAUAAGAGGUGCCGAGCUGUUCGUGAUCAAGUUGUAAGUGAUAUGCAGUACUCCCCCAUGAUGGUGUUUCACCUGAUGCUGAACACAGCUACAUUAGAACUUGAACUGAACACCAUAUACAAGAGGCUCUUUGAAGAGAAGUCAGUCAGAUGGGAUAAAUACCGCAAAGAGGCCAAUGAGCAAGUAUUGGAGCUCUCAGAGGUAUUUGCUGGGAGCAGACCUCUUGCUCGUGUAGCCAAGAAUGAACGGCUUCAGAAAUGGUUCAAAGACAUUGGAGAACAGAUCUUGAGCCUCAGCUUGGAUGAACCAGGAUCAUCUGGGAGGAAGAUUAUACAGCUUAUACAGGCACUCAAAGAAGUUAAAGAGUUCCAUGGUCUGGAAUCGAGUGCUGGUGUAGUCCAAGCUGUUGGAGAGGUGGUAGGUGCCUUGCAAGCAUUGGUGAGAGUUGCUGGGAUCACUGAGGACAACCUGGUUACACUGUCUCUGAUAUCAGACUUGUCUUAUGCAUGGAAGUUGGUGGAUGAGUAUACAGCAGUAAUGCAGUCUGCUAUCAAGAAGGACCCAUCUCAUGUAGCUAGAAUGCGAGCCACUUUUCUGAAGAUAUCUUCAGGACUAGAUCUGCCACUUUUGCGGAUCAAUCAAGCACGCAGUCCAGAUCUCAUUUCUGUAUCUGCAUAUUAUUCGGGAGAGCUUGUUGCAUAUGUCAGGAAAGUGCUUCAAAUUAUCCCUGAAACCAUGUUUGGGUUACUUGCAAAAAUUAUUAAGCUUCAGACAGAAAGGAUUAAACCAAUACCCACCCGUCUUGAUAAGGACAAGAUGAGAGAUUAUGCACAGUUGCAGGAGAGAUAUCAGAUGGCAGAGUUAAGUCACGGUGUGGCUGUCCUGGCAGAGGGCGUUGCUAUGAUGGAGACAACUCUUGUUGGUGUGAUCCAGGUUGACCCUCGCCGCCUCCUAGAAGAUGGUGUGCGCAGAGAACUAGUGCUGUUAGUGGCCAAGAUAUUACAUGAAGGACUGACAUUUAAUACAAAAGUGAAAGGAAGUGAACUUUACAAAAGAUUACGAGCAGUUGAACAACAGAUGACUGGUUUUCGUACUUCAUUUGAAUACAUCCAAGACUAUAUUAGUAUGUAUGGACUGAAGAUUUGGCAGGAAGAAAUGUCUCGCAUUGUCAACUACAAUGUUGAACAGGAAUGUAAUCAAUUGCUCAAGAAAAAAAUAUCUGACCAUGAGAGUGUAUACCAAAGUAUCGCAAUCCCAAUCCCAAAGUUCCAACCAGUCGAUGCCCAAUCCGUGAACUUUGUGGGGAGGCUCGUGCGGGAGAUUCUGCGCAUCACUGAUCCCAAGACGACUGUGUACGUGCCACAGUUGGGAACAUGGUAUGACAGUAAAACUCACACAGAAGUGCUUUCAAGUUCUGUCAUGGGGAAAGUAGAGUCCAGUAUUAGCACAGCUGGGCUUACAGGUGUUGACAAAUUGCUGGCCUUCUUGAUUGUGACUGAGUUACAGAAUUUGGUUCGGGAGAUUGAGGUUGCCUGCCAGAAGGACCCCACCAUAAAGGAGAUACUAAGAACACUAGCACCCCAGUUGACUCCAAACACUCAUGUAGUUGCACAACCUCAGAGGCAGUAUGUUGGGUGGGCUCAACGCACUAAUAAAUUGUCAACAUCCCUUGUUGAUCGUAUCAUGCGAAUAGGGCAGAUGCAGGUCCUCAGGCUCCAUGCUGCAAAUCGUCUCAAUUCCUCAUGCAAGUUUGAUGCCAAAUAUCUUGCAGCUGCACUUUCAACCAUGAAUGAAUCACUUAUGUCAGAUGUAAAGAAGCAUUAUGCUGAUCCUACAAGGCCAUACCCUGAUGAGGACGGUGCUCUAACCAGUGAAUUGAGUAUCUUCUUGGAAUGGUGUGGGAUGACUCAGCCUCUCAAUAGGAUCUACAUCACCACACAGGCUCUGAAUCCUCUGAGCAUGGUGCUACUGUUGACUGUGAUCAACCAGAUUCCAAAGAUACAUUAUGCAAAAAUGCUUGGUACCCUGACUGGCAUCAGAGGCACUGAGGGUAUUGAUGGAGAAUUGCUGGUAACAGGACUUGCAUCCCUGUUGCGACAGUUUCACCAGGAUCAUACGCUCCGUUUCAUUGAGCUUCUGUCCCAGUACAUCACAUCCUUCACAACACAUACUGCAACAAGUACUAACAAGGCUGCAGACUUACCUCAUGAAAUACUGACUGGGUUAGCAGUUUUGCAAGAAGUCGCCAAGAAAAUGGCUGUGUCCAAGAAAACACUGUCAUUAUAUGUGCCUCAGCAUCUUCUUGCUGCACAUAUAGGCUAAGUUAAUGUUCCUAAAAUCUUUUGAUUUUUCUAUUAAGAAGUUGACAUAUGGCUGUUGAUUUUCUUGUUUUUGAGUAGCAGAAUACUAAAUAGUUAUUGUUAGAUGUUGGCACUUGUCUGGGAGAUAUAGUUAAUGUAUAUAUUUAUACAGUUAUUUUUGUAAUUAUAAGACUAAUGUCAGUUGAACAUAAAUCUCAUUACAAAUAAAAUAAUUCAAGAAAGCUCAGAGAAUUAAUACAAAUAAUAUAAUGAUUCAUGGCAUAAGUAAAGCACAGUAACAUUCCAUAGGUACUGAGAACUAUACUCGUAAUAAGCAUAGCAUCUACCCAUAGGCAUUGGAUAAUAGCAGUCUGUUGUAGUUUUUUGAGUUUGGUUUACACAUAGAUGGUUCUAUAAACUUUUAGUCACCAAGGAGUAAGUUCCCCUUUCCUUGAAUUUGGGGAGUUUUAUUUUUCCUAAUGCUGUUGAUACCAUUACUCAUAAUUAAUAACAUUGGGAUCUUUGGUGACUAAGCUCAUGUGGAUCCAGCUAUGUACAAGCAAACUUAAUAAAUCAAAUUUACAGUGGCCAUGGUAUGUAUAGAAUGCCAUCCUGGCAUCAUCAAUAUAUAUAUAUGAAUUAUAAGAGAGAGAAUGAGAAUAUACACACUAUUUAUUCACUUUCAGUUAUUAUUUUAACAUUAUGCCACUCCAUGUGAUUUUCAGAUUUAAUUAUAGUUUUAGAAUAUUGAAGAUAUUCAGCAGAUGUUUAGGUUUGACUAGAAUUACUGACAAAAAAUAAACCUAAACAACUACUGAAUAUCUUCAAUAUUCUAAAACUAUAAUUAAAUCUGAAAAUCACAUGGAGUGGCAUGAGGCUAGUCAUAUCAUAAUUACAACACUGCAUUUUAAAUGUUCUUGUUUUACUUUUAGUUUGAUAUCAUGAUAUAUUUGGAUUCACUUGGUGAAUAGCUCGAAUAUAAAUGUAAUUUUAAAUAAAAUAUGAUUUGAACAGAAAACAAGAAUUUUAUUGCCAUUGCCCCUAUAUGAUGUAUUCUGUUAUACAGGUAAUGAGUCUCACAUGAGGGACAAGUAAAUAUUUAGGAUUCCUCAGAGAAAUUUUCAAUAAUUUUUAUUUAAUUCUAAAUGUUCAUUUUGUCAUCUCUGAGUUGUGUAAAAUAAACAUGAAAAAAAGAAAAAGAAAAAGAAAAAA
Molecule: messenger RNA, 4787 nt
Organism: Penaeus indicus
Lineage: Eukaryota; Metazoa; Arthropoda; Malacostraca; Decapoda; Penaeidae
Gene: Strump
Product: WASH complex subunit 5-like
Exons: 22
Coding region: 109-3597 (1162 amino acids)
Biological process (GO): regulation of actin nucleation; endosome organization; actin filament polymerization
Cellular component (GO): endosome; WASH complex
Source: RefSeq, a predicted model, not a curated record